CGUUAAACCUGCUACAGAUGCCAUCUAUAGAAACCCUAAAAUUUCAUCUAAUUUAUUCUAUGAAGUCAAAGAUAAAGAUGAUGACAUAACUUCGUCAACUGUUUUCAGUCUAAUCCUGGACGGAAUAUCUGACAAGCAUGCGUAUUUAUCGUUGAAGACAUCUUCAUUGCUGCUAUGGUAGACAGUGCAUGGUCUCUCCAGUCUCGCGUAUUUUCCGAUUGAGGGUUUAGUCUACAAUCAAUCGCACCUUUACCGAGGUCAAAUCGAAGAUAACUCCUUGUCUUUUCUACUCAUCUUAUUGAUUCAAUGCUAUCAUCUAAGUUCCUUGGUGGUGUUACAAGGAGGAAAUCUUUCAAUUGCCACAAAUAUAGUCCUACCUUUUUAAGCACUUUGAUGCUAAUAGCUUCUGAAAAGCAUAUGAGCAUGAGCACUGGUGUCGAUGCUUUUGAAACCAACCACCCUGUAACAUCUAAAAGCCAAGUAUACGACAUUGCAGCUGGAAACUACAGGAAAUUAGGGGAAUUUGGCUCAUCCAAAAGUCAAAGACAUCAACCCCCUGUUGUUCAUACUCUAAAUCCACAUAUAUGCAUGUCAAGUUGUCAUUACAGCACCCAAUACACAGAUAGUAUCGCAACAAAUUCACAACAUAAGUUAUUAGGAAAUAUCCCAAAAUAUGUAAAGAUAGUGGAAGUUGGUCCAAGAGAUGGAUUGCAAAAUGAGAAAGAUAUUGUUCCUACUUCUGUGAAAGUUGAAUUGAUCAAAAUGUUGGUUGAUUCAGGAUUACAAGUUGUUGAAGCUACUAGUUUUGUCUCACCAAAAUGGGUCCCACAGUUGGCAGAUGCAAAAGAUGUAAUUGAAGGAAUUAAAGGAGUUAGCAAUGCUAGAUUCCCAGUUCUAACACCAAAUCUUAAGGGAUUAGAGGCAGCUAUUGCAGCUGGAGUAAAGGAAGUCGCUGUGUUUGCUGCAGCUUCUGAGUCGUUUUCAAGGUCAAACAUCAACUGUAGCAUUGAUGAAAGUCUUGCACGUUAUCGCGACGUUGCUUCUGCUGCAAGAAAACUCUCCAUCCCUGUACGCGGAUAUAUAUCAUGUGUUGUUGGAUGUCCAAUGGAAGGAGAAGUGCAUCCAUCAAAAGUGGCAUAUGUUGCUGAAGAGCUUGUAAAAAUGGGGUGUGAUGAAAUUUCCCUUGGUGAUACAAUAGGUGUCGGGACUCCUGGUAGUGUUAUUCCUAUGAUUGAGGCUGUUAAAAAAGUUGUGCCUAUAGAGAAGCUUGCUGUGCAUUUUCAUGAUACAUACGGGCAAGCUCUUUCUAAUAUUCUUGUAUCACUCCAAAUGGGGAUUAGUGUGGUGGAUUCAUCUGUAUCGGGUCUUGGUGGUUGUCCAUAUGCAAAAGGUGCCACGGGUAAUGUGGCAACUGAGGAUGUUGUAUAUAUGCUUAAUGGGCUUGGUGUGAAGACAAAUGUGGACCUUAGAAAGCUGAUUUUGGCGGGAGAUUUUAUUAGGAAACAUUUGGGGAGACCCUCUGAGUCUAAAGCUGCAACUGCCUUGAAAAAAACUGUGUUUUGUGCAUCUAAAUUAUGAGAUACCCGUAAUAACAAUAUCGAAGUCAAAUUACAAGUGUGACAUAAUGAAGUAUAAUGGAAUGAGAAAUUGAACUGUACUUGUAAUAGUAGUUAAUAUUGUAGAAUUUGGAAGUGUGGGGAAUUUGUUGGAACUUCUCGUGUAGUAAAAUGUUGAAACUUCAAAGCAAGAAAGAUAUGAAAUGAUAUUGGCAUAAGUUUUAGAUUCUGUUUGAGCAUUAAUUUCAUGGAAAUAAUUGAUUGUGGGAGUAGUCAUAUCCCAUGAAAGUAGUAAAACUAUGGGUUAACGGGAUGUGAGUGUAUUAUGCAUAUAUUUAUAAUUAUGUUUGUGUAUGUGUAUUAUGUGUGUAUGUGGUUGCUUAUGCAAGGGCACGAUGUGUCUACAUGUGUAUGUGUAUGUUGUAUUCAGAUCCGUGUCAAAUGGUGGGUGAUAGGGGUGACCGUUGAGGGCCUAACUUUUCAAGGAGCCUAAAAAACUUAUAUGUUUAAAACAUUUUUAAUGAUUUUGUAUCUCAAAAAUCUAUUAGAAGUUUUUUUUCUUUAAAUAUGCGGAUUUUUGUAAUCGACAAUGCUAUAAGUAGAGUAUAGUAUAAAUAUUUUCUUUCAAUUAUUUAGUUAUUAUAAAAACUUUAUGAAAUUUGUGUUUUUAAGGGUAUUUUUU
Molecule: messenger RNA, 2238 nt
Organism: Lactuca saligna
Lineage: Eukaryota; Viridiplantae; Streptophyta; Magnoliopsida; Asterales; Asteraceae
Source: the annotation of a GenBank genome assembly